AUGGACCAAGAAGCAGAAGUUAUAGUAUCAAGCUCUUAAGCUUCUAAUUUCAUCAUAAAAGUUUAAAUUAAUGAAUUUAAAUUUAAGUUCUAAGUUAAAGACCCUUAACAAAAGAUUUAGUAGCUAAGAUAUGAGUUAAUAGAACAUUUAAAGAAACUAAACUACAAUCUUUAAGAUGAAGCAUAUAGUUGUUAUUCACUUGCUGACGACUAAGAGUUUGUGCUUUCUGAAGAUGAUGCUGUUUCAAGCUUAAUUUCUCACAAUGACCUAGUUAAGAUGGUAUCUAAAGUUAAAUAAGAAUAGGAUUAGCCGAUUUAAGUAGAAUAAUAGAAAGAGGAAGAUCCUAAAGAGGCAAUAGUAAUUUUGUAUGAUAUUUCAGGUUCUAUGGGAUCAACAUUUUAUAAUGAGUAAGGCUUACCUAGAAUAGGAGCAGUUAAUGCCUUUUUCUCUGCUUUUGCUGAUAAAACACUUGCUAUGGAGUACAAUCACGUAGUUUCACUUUUUUGGUUUGACAGUAAGAUAGAAAAAAAAUGUGAAUUUAUCAGAGAUAUGAAUACGUUUAUCAAGCUAGUAGAUGAUGCUGCUCCAAGAGGUGGUACUCGUCUGUAUGAUUCUUUAGUUGAAGGAGUCAACAGUUUAAUAGAAUACAAGAAAAAGCACCCUAACACUAUUUUACGUAUGAUUGCCCUUACUGAUGGUGAAGACAAUGAAUCUAAAUAUAAACCUGGUGAAGUUGCAGCUUUGAUAUUAAAAAAUCGUAUUAUAUUAGACUCAUUUGUUGUAAGUUAAUAAAGCUUGUAAUUAAAAGCAAUCACUCAUGCGAGUGGUGGUAGAUGUUAUUGCCCAGCCUCUAUAAAUGAUGGUUUAAAAUUAUUUGAAAUAGAAACAAUCCUAUCUGUUCGUGCAAGGGACAUUAAUUUCGAAGAGUUUUACUCAAAGAGUGUUUAAUAAUGUGACACUGAUUAAUUUAUUAAUUUAGACAGAUUCUAGUCACUUCCUUUUGAUACAGAAGGUAUUUAAGUUAGUUAUGAUAAGUAAAUUUAGCAGCCUGCUGCAGACAUUAGUCAUAUUAUAGCAAAGUACUCCAAAAUUGCUAACAAUCCAACUUAACCAUCAUCAUCCUCUACCUCGAGUACUGGAGCUAGUAUUAAUUAAUAAGGACCUAGUUAAGCAGUUUUAAAAAGAAUAGUCAAAGAAUUAGAAACUAUUUAAAAGGAAACUGACCCUAAUUUUAAGGCUAAAGUAUUCCCUGCAGAAAAUGAUAUAAUGAACUGGAAGGUGCUAUUAAUAGGUCCUGAAGGAACAACAUACAAUUAUGGAGUCUUUAUGGUUUAUAUAACUUUUCCAAAUGACUAUCCCUUUAAACCUCCUCGUACCCGUUUUAUAACUCCCAUAUAUCACCCAAAUAUAAGCUCCUAGGGACAUAUGUGCUUAGAUAUUCUAAAAGAUUAAUGGUCCCCAGCCUUAACUAUCUAAAAAUCACUAAAUAGUUUUUUGUCCUUAAUGCAAGAUCCUAACCCAAAUGAUGCUCUUGAUAGUACUAUUGCAGCAUAAUAUCUUGAUGAUAUUAACAUAUUUAAAUAGAAGUGCCUAGAUCACAUUAAGCAAUAUGCUAAUAAAUCAGUAGACGAAUUGAUGGUUGACAUAAUGGGAACUUCAUUGGAUGUUAAAAGCGAAUUCUAUGUUAAUACUCAUGCUGAAUUAAAACAAUGGAUUAAUUCAAAUAAAGCUAAAUUUUGA
This is a messenger RNA of Tetrahymena thermophila SB210, 1740 nucleotides long. RefSeq lists its product as hypothetical. The transcript has a single exon. NCBI's taxonomy places the organism in Eukaryota, Ciliophora, Oligohymenophorea, Hymenostomatida, Tetrahymenidae. The record is from RefSeq and is a predicted model, not a curated record.